AUACUUUCCCGUCGAUUAUGAGCGCCUUCCAAGUUUCCCCGCUGGCCGCACCGGAAGAUGUGGCCAAUAGUUUUCGGACAUCGUUGCGGUCAUUUUCUUCGGCAUCCACGCAUCGCUCGCGGAAGAAUGAUUCAGCGGGGUCACGGCGACCGAAGGAUGCCGAUUCGGCCUUCGCCAGUAUGGAGAGUGUUAAUUCACUGCGCAGUACAUCCGCUCGCCACAAACGACAGGAUUACCGGCAGCGAUCGCGCAGUGUGGGACCGGGAAGGUCAGCAGCCGGACGCGGCGGUGGGUUUAACAACACGCCAUACUAUGAUGCGUCCAUUCAUAAUGAUACGACAAUGGUGUCACGGUAUAAUCAGUAUGGGGAAAUGUUCACGCCUGUAUCAUACGCCUGGCAGGCGUUCAAAGAACGCUUAUUUGAUUCAUCGCUAAGCGAAAGGUAUGAGGUUCUUCACGUGCGAGAGUCACCGCGGAAUACGCGGAGAUAUCGCAGUGUUUCGCCUAAUUAUGUGGAAGAAGAUGAGGACGAGCCACAGGAUAGUUCAAAAAAGCUGCUUUUCCUACAGGAUCCCCUUACCCGCUCAAUGUAUAAAAACCUGGAAACCUACUUUGACCGAAAGACUGUGAUUCGCGGGCUAACCGGAGGUGGCCUCAAUGGUUUCUCCGCAAGGAGCCUUUCGCGGGAUGAUUCACAGCUGAUGUUCAGCGAUCAAGGCGGCGCACCUCCGCGCUCGCAAUCAUCCUUGGGAUUUGCUCCAGCUACGGCCCGUUCUCUGUCGGGAGGGCUAGACGCUAUUCCCGACAUGCCCCGCCCACAGUCAUCGAUGGCCUUCUCUUCCACCUCGCUUUUAUCUCGCAAACGGCGCCAACAGCAGCAGCAACAACAACCACAGACCAGCUUUAUCAAACCCGAUCAAGACAUGGAGGAAGUAAAGCGGGAAAUCGAAAAACGCUUUGCCAGAAUUGAUUUUGACACCGGGACAGCUGAUUAUGAAGCGCUGUUCACCGUGUCCGAUGAAAUGUCAGACAAACUCGACGAAGUAUCCAAGAAAAAUGCGGAACUGAAUACAGCGCGCGAACAUCGUGGAGAUAACGAAGAUUCCAGUGAUGUUACGCCCAAAGUAAAGCUGGAUCGGCUGCGGUUCUAGAGUGACUGUUUGUUAUUAGCAGGUUUUUCUACUGAUUAUAACUUGACUAUCAAACGUGAUUUUUUUCUGCAUCAUACGACGCGUACACGAUGUUAAUUAAAAUGAAUUUCGAUAACGGGUUUAGGUGGCCGUGUUAAGA
This is a messenger RNA of Paramacrobiotus metropolitanus, 1290 nucleotides long. RefSeq lists its product as uncharacterized. NCBI's taxonomy places the organism in Eukaryota, Metazoa, Tardigrada, Eutardigrada, Parachela, Macrobiotidae. The record is from RefSeq and is a predicted model, not a curated record. The transcript has 2 exons. The coding region runs from base 18 to 1151 and encodes 377 amino acids.